Molecule: messenger RNA, 2895 nt
Organism: Naegleria fowleri
Lineage: Eukaryota; Heterolobosea; Eutetramitea; Acrasida; Naegleriidae
Exons: 1
Coding region: 1-2895 (964 amino acids)
Molecular function (GO): acid phosphatase activity
Source: RefSeq, a predicted model, not a curated record
AUGUUGGAAGAAGUAUUGAGUCAUUUACUUGACUUUUACUCCAAAUUCAUCCUUCGCAAUGAAUAUGCCAUCACCUAUUUGGACAACAAUUAUUAUUCAUUGACCAUUUUAGUGAGUGGAUUGUGGGUCGGGUGGUCCUUGGGAGUCACUCUUCCCUGCAUGAUGAUCCAUAUGUAUUGGUAUUUCAAAACAACGACCAAUGCAUCGCAUUCACCAACCUUGUCCACCACUACUACCACCACCACUGGUCAUUCCAUCGUCACCACCACAGAACCAAGAUCAGCACCGACCACCACAUUCAAUACCACAACCACCACAACCACCUCGGAGAGAUCGGUGACCUCCUCCUCUCAUGGCGGACAUGGUUCAUCAACAACAAACACACUCUCUCCGUACAUGAUCCACUGCGACCAUAGUUCAACCACACGACGACCACAAGGCCGAUCGGAACAACUCGACAUCGAGCAUCCCUUCGCUCUGCAUGACCAGGAGUAUCGAGAGGUGGAAAUGUCUUUUAUCCAGGAGCAAGAACAGCAUCGAGUUGUAGUGUCAGACUGCAGGAACCCAUCUUCUCAUAGUGAUGAUGAGCAAACGGUCAUGUCUUGUUGCUCUUCUUCCUCGGUAUCGAGAACUCGACGGCAAUAUCAUCACCGAUCGUGCUUUCAUGUGUUCACCUAUAUUUCCUUUUUGGUCUCGUGUCUAUUAAUGGCAAUUGUCUUCUUGUUGAGCUCCACGUUCAGCAAAAUUCAUUUCAUGUGGUCUUCGUUAUUCAUGACGAGUGUUUUGUCCAUUUGGGUGAUGGGUGUUUUUGUGUUGGAUUUUAAAAGACUUGUGGUGGAAAUGCUUUGUUGUGGUUGUUGUUGUAGACGUCAACAAAAGAAGUGUUGUUCAUCGACCAUCUCCGCACUUGUCACCACCAUUGAAGAAGGCCAAGAAGAAGGUCACGAAGAAGACCCCAUUGAAGAACUCAUUGAAGAUCAUCCCAUGCAACAUGAGAAAUUGUUAAAGGUGACACAUGAUCCAUCAUUGCAUGAGCGCGACAUAGACCAUCACCAAAUUUCAGCUCUUCUCACUCCACAAGUCAUUCCUUCUUCCAAAUUCAAGUCACAUCUUUCCUCCAUGUUAAAUUUUUGCCUCAAAAAGCAUUCCAACAACUUCAUCCUUCCACAAAAAUUCUGUAAACCUUACAUUGCAAACAAGCCCUUCCUCUUCACUACUCUCGUUCUUUGCAUGGUCGUGUCCCUUAUUUUCCUUUUUUGUACAUUACUCUCCUAUUCCUUGUACCAUAUUUGCAUUGCAACGGAUCCUAUUGAAAUUUCGACUUUAUUUUCGAGAACAGUUCUCUCCAAUCGCACGUGUCCAUUGGAUGACAUUUGUUUCACUUACUUGACCGCUCCAGAACGAAUGAAUUCUCAAAUGAUUGUAAAUUUUCAAAUUUCCCUUUCGUCGAGCAAUCAUUUUCUGAGGAGUUUUGUGGAAUUUAACAAGUUUGAUCCUAAGGACCCCUCACUUGUCAAUUCGAAUCAAUUUUGGUCACAACAAGAGCCACAAUUUAAAAAAGCCCAUUGUUUUCGAAUGGAAAAUAUUUUCGAAGAAAUUCGAUAUCAAUGUAUGGCUGAAUUGACAGCACUCGAUUCCGACUCGUCCUACAUAGUUCGUGCUAUUUUCGAAGACACAUCCAUCCCUAGCCAACGUCACACUGGAACCAUAUUGAAAUUUCGAACCACUCCCUCUGAAGAAAACUCCAAGAAGAAUAUUGCAUUCCUUAAUGGAGGAGAUUUAUCAUGGAGAGAACCCACAAUGGCUCUUGCGAAAUUUGUGCAGUCGAUGGGAGAUUCCAAACAGGAUGCACCAUGGCAUUCCUCUCAAAAUUUUGACCUCACAAAUGACAGAUCCGAUUUGGCUCCCUAUUUUGCCAUUGUCGGAGGAGAUGUGAGUUAUGACAAUGGGUGUGCUGCAUGUUAUCGAAGAUGGGACGAUUGGUUUCAAAAGUGGACUUGUUACAUGACGACCACAAUUUCCUAUCCAACUGGUGGUGACACGAAAAAACAACAACCAAGAACGAACAACCAAGGAAUGGCAACGUCAUGGACAAGUCAUACUUACACACUUCCUAUUUUGACCGCUGUUGGAAAUCAUGAAGCUGGAAAUUUCAUGCGAUCUCGUUCUGAUAAUGCCUAUUACAUUCGAUACUUCCCCAUGUCCAUUUCAAAGAAUGGUGAAAUGAUUCGAAAUGACGGAAUGAUGGAAGAUCCACAAUUCACACGACCUUUACAACAUGUGCAUUUCCUUUCGAGACACACCAUGAUUGUGGUGUUAGAUAGUUGGGUGCAUGAGUCACCUCAAGAACAGGUUCACUAUUUACUAGAUUUGUUCGAGCAUCAGGUGCGAAAUGAACAAUAUGUGAAAAAUCGAAUUGUGGUGAUUCACCAUCCCAUGUAUUCUUCGGAAACAAUCAAAACAAUCAUUUCGAAAGAAAUGAUCCACUCAUGGGAAUGUCUAUUUUUGAAGUAUAAUGUGACAGCCGUGUUUGAAAAUCAUGUUCAUGCUUACAAGCAAACAUAUCCCAUUAAGGAAGGUCAAGUGACCACAACAAAGAGUGAUUCGAAUCUAAAGGGCUCUUUUACUUAUCAAAAGCAACCUCAUGAACAUGAACAGCAUGGAAUUGUUUACAUUGGUGAUGGCAGUUGGGGAGUCACAAAUUGGGAUCCAAGUUUGGACUUUGAUAAUCCCAUCUUUCGACAAGUAGGCUAUGUGAGUCAUGUGUUUCAUGUAAAUACUCGAGAAUUGGAAUCUGGAGAGGCCUUGUUGGAAUUAUCAGCACUAGGUUAUAAUAGUACGAGCGAAACUAUUUAUCAAGUGGAAGGAUCAAGAUUGAGAAUUCUAACUGGAUAA